This is a messenger RNA of Parasteatoda tepidariorum (common house spider), 2790 nucleotides long. Its product is annotated as cystine/glutamate transporter. The record is from RefSeq and is a predicted model, not a curated record. Gene Ontology annotation, cellular component: membrane. Lineage: Eukaryota; Metazoa; Arthropoda; Arachnida; Araneae; Theridiidae. Gene Ontology annotation, biological process: amino acid transmembrane transport. Gene Ontology annotation, molecular function: L-amino acid transmembrane transporter activity.
CUCUCAUCACUUCCGCCAGCAUCCGUGAUUUAGUUCCAAUUCGUAGUAAGGAGCGUGUUUUGAAAACUACUGAUUUCUCUGCAGAGAUUUGACAGUUCAGUGUGAUCUCCGAAUCAGUCAUGGCUUCCUGAUAUUAUUCGCUACUCCUUCAUUAACAUGAUCUCCUGAUUUUUAUUUUCAUCAGUUAAGCAAAGAGGCUUUUUUAUUAGUGGAAAAUGAAGAACAAUAAAUCUGGAAAACAACUAAAAAUGACGAACAACAAUUCCAAAAACGAACUUGAAGAGUGCAUUGAAAAUGAUGAGGUGAAAAUGAAAAAAAGAAUUACCCUGACCAACGGGGUGGCAAUUAUUGUGGGAACAAUUAUUGGAUCGGGGAUUUUUAUUUCCCCAAAAGGGGUGUAUGAACAUUCUGGUUCUUUAGGAGUUGCUUUAAUAAUAUGGACUGCUUGUGGUAUUUUCUCAAUGUUUGGGGCUUUAUGUUUUGCCGAAUUAGGAACUUGUAUAACAAAAUCUGGAGGUGAUUAUGCUUAUCUCAUGGAGGCUUUUGGUCCAGCUACUGCUUUUUUGUAUCUUUGGGUCGGUUUGCUGGUCAUUCGCCCAGCAGUACAGGCUGUACUGGCUCUUACAUUUGGUUAUUACAUGUUAGAUCCAUUCUUUCCAAAUUGCAAGCCCCCUGAUGAGGCUUUGAGGCUACUGGCUGGUAUCUGUUUGUGUUUGCUCUCCUAUGUCAAUUGUCGUAGCGUUCGCUGGGCGAUGCGCGUACAAGAUCUCUUCACUGGAGCAAAGCUUUUUGCCCUAAUCUUUAUAAUUAUAGGUGGAGCUUGGAGGAUUGGUCAAGGUCAUACAGAGUAUUUAGAAAAUGCUUUUGAUGCCAACGUAUCCGCCAAAUCCAUUUCUUUGGCUUUUUAUUACGGGCUUUUUGCUUAUGCAGGAUGGAAUUACUUGAACUUUGUCACGGGAGAGUUAAAAGAUCCUUACAAAAACUUGCCUAGAGCAAUAUGGAUUGGUCUACCAUUAGUGACAAUCGUUUAUGUUCUUUCGAAUAUUGCCUACUUCGCCGUAAUUUCGCCAACACAACUUUUGGCGUCACCAGCUGUUGCCGUGACUUUUGCAACUGUGAUGUUUGGUGCGAAAGUCGCAUGGUGUAUGCCUAUCUUCGUGGCAUUAUCAACGUUUGGUGGAGUCAAUGGAAAUCUUUUUACAUCAGGACGGUUUUUUGCCAUGGCUGCUCAAGAAGGUCAAUUACCUGAAAUUUUGGGAAUGAUUAAUGUUAAAAGAUGCACUCCUGUUCCUGCUGUACUACUUACAUGCUUGAUGUCCUUGAUGAUGUUGUGUACAAGUGACGUCUAUGUUCUCAUCAACUACCUCAGUUUUGCUCAAUGGUUCUGGACUGGCGUUGUGAUAGUCGGUUUAAUGGUUAUGCGAGUCACUAAACCAGAUCUUCAUCGUCCCAUUAAAGUCUCGUUAUUUUGCCCUAUUGUUUUCCUCGGAUGUUGUAUCUUCCUUGUUUUUGUGCCCAUGCUUGCUGAGCCUUUUGAAACUGGCAUAGUGUUAUUGGUGAUGUUUGCUGGUCUGCCCGUUUAUUUUCUAUUUUUGCGUAAUCCUAAACCUACUCCUCUGCACAAGGAUACUAUGAAUUCUCGGAUUACAAAAUGUCUUCAAAAACUGUUUGAAGUUGUUACCCCAGAAGAAAAAUAUGCCUGAAGAAGUAUUUCGAUAUCAUGAACUAAACUGCAGUAUUUUUUAUUAAACAAAAGAUUAAGCUAUAGUAACGACACAGCAUUUGAAAAAAGCAUAAACUGUUUGCGUUAUGAAUUGAAUUUUAGUAGUGGAAAUUUGUUUUUAUAUUUUUCAAAAUAUAUGAAAACUACCUAAAGUAUUUUAUACAAUUUACAAACUAUAAAUGAACAACAAAUUCACUGAUUAUGACGUGAUUGAGCUUUAAUUUACAUGAUUAUGAUUAAAAUGGUCCCAUAUUUGAAGCAAAUUUUUAACUCGACAAUUCCGAAAAUUGCACGCUAUUUAUAGAAUUGUUUGCUUAAAAAAUUUGUUUUUUUUUUAACAAGUUGUUCUACAUAUACAGCUCAUCAGCUACUAUUCAGAAAUACAACAUGAGUUGCAGUUUAAAUACACAAACAGGGUGUUCUGUAUACACCGCUAUUAAUUUAUUUGUUUAGAAUUGUAGUCAAAAACGAAGUAAGAUUGUAAACACAUUGAAGCUGCAAAUUUAUAUUUAAGAGAAGAAAAGAAUUCUGGUGAUUUACUUGUGAAAAAGGCUGUUGUAAAAACAUCAAAAUCAGUAUGAUUAACAGUUGAAAUUUUUGGCGCAACUUCUCCUAUACAUCAACUCCUCUUUUAUUCCAUAGUGCAAUCAAACUGAUUGUAGUUGUUAACCUCAAUUUCCUUAAUAGCGAUUCGUCUUCUAGCUGAAAUAUUAAAUUGAGACUUCUAAUUUUUAUAUUUUUUACUUCCUUUUUGAAAAGUGUUCUAAAAUUAUGUAUUAAUAUGGGUAGUUGCAGAGCAACUUCUUUAUACUUAUGGAAGAUAUGUUGGUAGAGUUUUUCAACAAUUUAAGAUUAGGCGAAAGCAGCUUUAAUGGAAACACAAAUCGGUUUUGUACUCAUAAUUGGAUGAAUUUCUUUUGAAUUAACUAAUAUAUUUGUGUAAAUAAGUGAUAUUUUAUGUGGGUUCACUGCUUUAUAUCAUACUCGCUUUUGCAGCAUACAUGUGAUGUUUUUAUCUUCGAUGUUAAAAUGUUUGGAGUUAUCUCAUUAAAUUAUUAUACCAGGAA